AUGUUGCGUGUGUCUGAGCACGAAGCUCAGCUGACAGAAAACAACAUUGUGAAAGAGGAGCUCCAUCUGCUGGUCUCUCAAAACCUGGUGUACAAGCUCAUCGGAUCCGUGCUGGUCAAACAAGACCUGGAGGAGGCCAAGGGGACUGUGGGGAAGAGACUGGAGAACAUCAACGGAGAGAUUAAGCAGUAUGAGACUCAGAUGAAAGAGAUGGAGAAGCGAUCGGAGCGGCAUCGCGAGGUUCUGGCCGGCCUGCAGCAUGAGUACCAGAAGAGCCAGGGGAAAGUACCUGUCAAGGUCUAGAGCCAGACAACCAUCACACGAGACAUUGAGACAGAGACACAUUGAGACAGAGACACAGUGACAAACACACACAGACUGAGACACACCUUGACAAACAUACAUAGACUGAGAGACACAGUGACAAACAUACACAGACUGCGACACAGUGACAAACACAUAGACUGAGAUAUAGUGGCAAACGUGCAGACUGUGACACAGUGACAGAUGAAACACACACACACACACACACAGACCGAGAGACACCGUGACAAACAUACACAGACUGAGAGACUGACACACACACAGACUGAGAGACACACACUGAAUUAAUUUGUGUGGCCUUUAGGAAUCUGUUCUUUUUAUUAGCUCUUGUUUUGUUGUGUAACUCUCAGAAGGACUUGUCUAAUUGAUGGCCAAUGGGAUGAUGACGAUGAUGUCAGUGCUGCUUGCUGCACUCUGUUCAAGAUCUUAUUUCAUGUUACUUUGUAUUUCUGUAUCGCUGCAAAAUAAAACAAAAACAU
Molecule: messenger RNA, 803 nt
Organism: Polyodon spathula (Mississippi paddlefish)
Lineage: Eukaryota; Metazoa; Chordata; Actinopteri; Acipenseriformes; Polyodontidae
Product: prefoldin subunit 6-like
Exons: 4
Coding region: 1-303 (100 amino acids)
Biological process (GO): chaperone-mediated protein complex assembly; protein folding
Cellular component (GO): prefoldin complex; cytoplasm
Molecular function (GO): protein-folding chaperone binding
Source: RefSeq, a predicted model, not a curated record